ACCAACCUUCACGAGCACUUUUGCACUAUGCUCCCUCAAAACUUCUCCACCGCUCGCAAUGCCGCGCCCCUCCGCCUCCGAAACCGCCUCCCGCUUCGCCGCCCACUGGGUCGCCGACGCCCUCGCCGCCGACGAUGCCCUCGACUUCUCCUCCCUCAUGGCGCUGUUGGACGCCACGCCGGAGUCCCUCACCGGCGCCCCGGCGUCCGUGUCGGAGCGGGUGGCUCUCCGGUGCCUGCAGGAGCUCUCUGCUGCCGCCUCCACCGGGGAUGGGCCCACGGCGUCGCGGGCGCCGGCGGGGGUGCUUAGGGUUGACAUCACUCGCUCUUGCGAGGACUUGCUGCUUCAGAUCAUUGGGAAGGUCGGAACCUCGGGAAAUUUGAGGAAGGAUAUGCUUCCAGAUUUUAGUCAAGAUAUCCAGAACAUUAUAUGUAUCAAGAAGCCUAGAUUACCAGAAACAUGUUUUGAGUUGCUCAGAGAAGUGGACCCAGAAAUUGCUUGCACGGCCUUACCUUCCCCAUUGGAGCAGAAUGGUGACAACACACAUGAUCGUUUAAAUAUAGAGGAGCCUCGAUUGCCUACAGAUAAUGCUAUACAUCUGGUAGAAGACUUGACAAAUUUAGCCGAUCAGACAUACAAAGAAAAUAUCAUGAAGGAAUUAAGUGAACCAACUUCUGAUCUUCAGCAACCAUGUAUAUCAGACACCAUAAUUCCACGGGUGGAUAGCAACAAAACUCAUCCGAGUUCUCCACAAAAUGACCGUGGUGAGAAAGCAAACCAAGAUCUUGAGUAUGAAGGUACAAGCAUUCAGCCAGUGGAAAAGGAUUCAGUUCAUGAGAAACUGGCUCCGCGCGCUGGCAGCGUUUUACCUUCUGUAAGUUGCAAUGAUGCUAUUCAAGGAGAUAAAUCAGAAACCAACCAUCUGUUAGGGAAAAGUAAAGAACAUGCAGCGUUAUAUGAACAGCCGAAUGAUGGUAACUGUCACCUGAAAGUCUGUUGUGGCGACAAAGUUAAUCAAUCUAUAUGUAGUGUAACCUUGCAUAAUAGAAUUUCAGAGGGCAAUUAUUUAUCCGAGCAGAAUAAUGCGAAGAGAACCACUGAUGUUCAGAAACUCAGUUGCAGUAUACCUGCCCCAAUCCCUCCUCGGGAUGGGGAUGGAAGAAGAGCAAAACAAAUAUCAAACAAGGAAACUCUUGCAAACACUCUGGUGGAAACAUCACACGCCCACUCCUCAGAUGAUAGUUUAAGUGGUUCUGCUGACGAAAUGUCAUUCUGUAUCAAGGAUCAAGGCACAAAUAGCUCGCCCUUGGGCUGUUCAGAAAAAGAUUUGUGCAUUAAAUGCGGCAAAUAUGGUCAGUUGCUGAAAUGUAGCAGCUGCUUGUUAGCCGCUCACAAGAGUUGUUUUGGUCCAGCGGUGACUUUUGUAGACUCUGGCAAGUUUUGUUGCCCAGUAUGCUUCUAUACUAAAGCUACUGAAGCAUAUCAAGAAGCAAAGAAAACAUAUUGUGAAGCUAGGAAGAACCUUGCUGCUUUCCUUGGCUCACAGCAAUUGAUCAAUCAACACGACGAACAACUGCCUGAAGUGCUGCCAAGAGCUUCCCCCAGCAAGGGUCAUUUGAAUGGGUGCAAUUUUUUGGUGAAACGGAAAAAUAGCCAGCAAAUUGAUAUGCAUAGGCUUGCUUAUUCAGAUGAAAAGGCUGAUCAGCACAGAAAGAAACAGAAAACAAAUGCUACAGUUGAUGCUUGUCAUGAGAAAGCAGUCACUGGAAAGGCUCCUUCUGCUGCACAGAAAGAGCAAGAAGUGAAAAUCACAGAAACUCGUGAAGAAUCUGGCAACGAGAAUUCAUGUGAUGGAAUGAGAAUUACAUCUCAUGAAAAAUGCGGCCCUUCUGCUACAAAUCAGGAAUGUAUGGCUGACAAAGAGGAUAGUCUUAAAAUUUGUAACCAAGGUGAUGGUGAAACAGAAGCUAUAUCUUCAAAAAUUGAUAUGCAUAGGCUUGCUUGUUCAGAUGAAAAGGCUGAUCAGCACAGAAAGAAACAGAAAACAAAUGCUACAGUUGAUGCUUGUCAUGAGAAAGCAGUCACUGGAAAGGCUCCUUCUGAUGCACAUAAAGAGCAAGAAGUGGAAAUCACAGCAACUCGUGAAGAAUCUGGCAACGAGAGUUCAUGUGACGGAAUGAGAAGUACAUCUCAUGAAAAAUGCGGCCCUUCUGCUACAAAUCAGGAACGUAAGGCUGACAAAGAGGAUAGUCUUAAAAAUUGUAACCAAGGUGAUGGUGAAACAGAAGCUAUAUCUUCAAAAAUUGAUAUGCAUAGGCUUGCUUGUUCAGAUGAAAAGGCUGAUCAGCGCAGAAAGAAACAGAAAACAAAUGCUACAGUUGAUGGUUGUCAUGAGAAAGCAGUCACUGGAAAGGCUCCUUCUGAUGCACAGAAAGAGGAAGAAGUGGAAAUCACAGAAACUCGUGAAGAAUCUGGCAACAAGAAUUCAUGUGACGGAAUGAGAAUUACAUCUCAUGAAAAAUGCGGCCCUUCUGCUACAAAUCAGGUUCGUAAGGCUGACAAAGAGGAUAGUCUUAAAAAUUGUAACCAAGGUGAUGGUGAAACAGAAGCUAUAUCUUCAAAUGACUCUGGCCAGCGAUCAUUACUCCCUUUGCGUAACAGCAGACACCGCGAAGCAAGAUUGCAAGAAAGGGAGACACCAGUAUCAUGUAAUUCAGGAAAAGCUACUGUGCAGCAGGGUCAACACAUGCCUUCACCAUCAAGAAAAAGAAAAUAUGCAUAUCCAAUCAACCAUCGUUCCGAUAUGGUCGCACCAACUGGAAGGCGCUCGAAGCUCUCUUGGACGGAUGAAGAAGUAGCAGCUUUGAGGGAAGCAAUGGAGAAAUUUAACCCACGAGACAACAGGCCAGUUCCAUGGGUUCAAAUACUAGAAUACGGUAGGGAUGUGUUUCACCGUGCACGCCUCCCAUGUGACUUGAGGGUCAAGUGGAGGAAUAUGAUGAAGAAAACAGGUUCCUGACACUGGCAAGAUUAUGUCUUCUGUAGCCAUAUUCUCAUGAUUUCUCGGAGUUGGGUGGUCCUGCAGUUUCGAACUAUGAAAAGCUCAAAGAUGAAGGGUUGGAUUUCCAGUCGAAGUUCAAUGAACUUUUAGAAGCCUGCGAGUAAAACAUGCAGAUAGCCUGAUGACAUCUUCGUGUAACCGAGGACGUUUUGAUUUGAACGUCACUUUCUCCGUGGAGCUUGGGGAACUAGAGAGAAUUUGGAGCGCGGUGCAGCUUCAGUGGGAAAGUGUGGUGAUAGUUACUAGUGUACAUGGUGUAACUAAGCAGUAGCCUUUAUAAUACUAUGAAACGGAACAUUUCUUGUGCUAUAUGCUUCACUCAGCAAUGUAUAGGGCUUGCUAAUAUAUUGCCCGCGGUGAAACACGUCGGAAGCUGUGAAAAUAUCUUUGAUGUUUCAGAUCUGAUGUUUUCCCAAACGGAGCUUUUAACGUUGUAGUCCGUUUUGCGUA
Molecule: messenger RNA, 3511 nt
Organism: Lolium perenne
Lineage: Eukaryota; Viridiplantae; Streptophyta; Magnoliopsida; Poales; Poaceae
Source: RefSeq, a predicted model, not a curated record